AUGCUCCUUGACAUCGGCCUUGGCAAUGAACUUUUGGAGAUCAACAUUGUGGUGGCCCUUACGGGGGUUCAAGAGAAGACCCUGGAUGACUCUGAGGCUGUCUCCGCACAGGAAGACAGCCUCCACUUACUAAAGCUUGUCGCCUUAAAGGAACGUAAGGUCGCCAAGGAGAAACUGCAGUUUGCUCAGACCCAGAAGGAGCUGCAGGAAGACGCCACUGUCCCUGUGGGGCCAGGAACAAGUUUUAUUAAAAAGCAAACGCCCCUGCGGGAGAACAGAUCCCGCCCAGACGUGGUACCUGGUUCUGCUCAGCCUUCUGACGCCCCGCCCUGCUGUCACUCAGAGGAGCGGGGGGCGGGUCCUUGCGAACUGUCCAAUCAGGGGAGCAGCAGGGGCAGGUGGGUGGGGCCACGCUCCGCAAAACAUGCGGACGCUCGUGGCCGCGCUCCGACGGUGUCUCGCCUGCGCUUGGGGCUCAGGUGUCUGUGCUGCCGCGUCGGUCCCUUGGGACCAGCCGUGGCCGCCGGAGGAGUGGGGGCGACGCUGGCGGACCCAGAACCCGGGAAACGCCGGAUUUGGCCUGUUCAUAAAUCUGGAAGGAAUGAACGGCACCUCACAGUGGAUCACUGCAACCUGGAGGCUGCGGUCGCGCCAAACACAGCCCUAGACCCAGUCCCCAACAGUAUGGAAAGCACUGACUCCGUCCAGUCAGCAGCUGGUAAACAUUCUGCUCGCACAGACUCAGCUGAGUCUGUUCUGUUCAGAGCCUGUGUCCACAGCCUCUUAGCUGCACUGGGCCUUCCCCUUUGAGGGGACAUGAUGCCCCUUUACUGGGUUGUCCUCAUGGAUCUUCCACAGCUGUGCCCUCUCACAGCCACUGCAGGCGGGGUCUGAACUGCACCCACCUUGCCCCAGGAGCACAGUGUAACAUGACCCUAACGACAUCCUCCUCCAAGGACGUUCGGUUGACCUUCAUUCAGGACAAACAAAUAUUGAAGAGAGGAGCUCACGAAAAGCAGAUGGGCCAUUCCCCACACAUAAUGUGAGGCCUUGACACCUUGGUUGAAUUCCUAAAAACUAUUUGGUAAGCCAGGGGCUGCUCCUCCCUGAUAAUGGGAAGAAAUAGCUAUUGUCCUCAUAGCACACCCGUUUCUGCAGGUUCUCUUGAUGUUUGGGAGGCAAUAUAUUUCUUGUUUACAGGUUUUCCUUGAGCCCGUUUAUGCUGUUAUGUGCAAAUUUGCCACCCUGAGUGGGCACCCCUACCACAGAAGGCUGGAGACUCUCUUCAAAUUGUCCUACAGCCAACACUCCUGUUAGUGUCCUUGGAGAUUCCUUCCCUACGGAGGCCUCAGUGACCUUCUGUCAUGUCUUCUGGGGUACCCUUGAUGGCCUUAAGUUGCCUGUAGGCUUCUGAUGCAAGAACCUGCCCCAGCCCCCCACUGUGUGCCAUUGGAGCUGCAGUCACCACCACAUACUGGUCUCUCCUGAUGAUAGAGGCUCUCCGAGGCCCUGAGCAUGGGACCCAUGGGACCCUCCACUCAGCUGCCCGUUAUGCUUUGGGCUCUGGAAACAGCACCCCAUGAGCUCAGCACGGCUCCUAAGACCUCCUUGAGACACGAUGGAGCCAAACCUGGGCUCUCUGGGAUAUCCUACCUGCAGGAGCGGGUGCCCUUCCAUCCUGUCAGUUCCUUGCCACGUGCCAUUGUUCUGGAAGAGGUCACCCCUCUCCCAGACCCCUUGGCUCCCAGGGAAGUGUCUUGGUUUAACGCAGUGAACUGCAACAUGAGUUUGCAACAUUUGUACAAGAUGGAGCCCAGUGGAGAGUUACUGCUUUUCAUCUCUUAAUUGAGACAACCUUCAUAAAGAAGGGGACCCCAACAUAACUGAAACAUCCCAAACUAACCACACAUCAGGCGGUUAUAUUAUUUUAAAAGUUCUUUAAGAAGUUUAUCCCCUCCUCACCAGCAGAUUGGCUCACCCACAUCCAGGGAGAGAAAGGCGUGCGGGUCCCGUGAUGUUGAGGGUAGGGUCCGUCGGAAGCGGGUGGAGCCUAGCUCAGAUACCCAUCUGACAAGAUCAGAGCAGCAGGAGAAUGGACACUGCAGUACAGAGAGAUGGAAGGACCUCAAAUUUGAUUGACGAUGCUUGGCAAGAAGACAAGCUGCCAUCUCGAGGGUGUUGCAAUACCACUGAGCAGGACAAGAGGUGGCACCACAGAAUCUGUUAGAGAAUGAGAAAUGAAGUGGACAGGUAGCCUUAUGGUACCUCCGUGGGAACAUUUCCCCCAUGGGUAACUGAUGUCUGGCUCCUCUCCCCUGGACGGUUUCAGAAAACACAUAGAUACAAAAUGCUUUCUUUCAGCCUCCUAAUUCAGAUCUUUUAGUAAUAGACCAGCACUCCGAAUGCACACCCGCUUAGUUUGCGGAAGCAAAGCGCAAUGUGGAAAUACCAGAAUGAGAAACUGGUUGAGAUUUCUCGGGAAUGCAGACUGUUUGACUCUCUGAACCUCUGGUUCUUCAUUCACUAGGUCGUGUUUGAACAUGAUUGGUUAAACAUUUGCCUUUCACUCUGAUUUUGCUUUGCUGUCACUGUUUAACACAUUCCAGCUGGUUAUCUGUGUCCUGGGACACGGGCGACUGAAGUUAUGUGAGGAAAGGGCAAAGGAGACGAAGCAAGACAUAAGGAGAAUUAUUAACUUCUCAUGCACGCCUGCUCUGAGCAGCAUCCUGAGCGGAUGUGUGUCAAGCCUGUGGGCGUGAUGGAUAGAGAGAGAGCCUUCACUGAUCACUGAGAUUCAAGAUCCCCCAUGGCGUUCUCAGACUUUGGUCACAUUUCGAUUUAAAAGGUUACGUGACAGUUACCUCUGCUCUCCCUACAGCUUCUUUUGAUGCCCCUGGAAAGGAUCUUUGGCUAGAGGGACUGCUAGUUUUAUCCGGUAAUGGAAUUGCUUAAUUGCUCAGAGCCCUUCCAGAUGUCACUGGGACACCGUGAAGUCAGCAUUUAGUUACACAUUUGUAUAAGAACUUGAUUUUGCAGAACCCGUUUGUGGACAUUUAUCUCCUGGAAGUAUUUGCCUCUCUAAGUGGUGUCUGUCUGCUUCUCUACCCGAAUUGUGAACUCUGUGCGAAGAGGCCCUGGCUUAUACUUCUGUUUCCCUCCUGAAAAACAGAAAACACUAGAUGAUUGAAAAAUAAAAAGAAAUUUUAAAAAA
Messenger RNA from Equus caballus (horse), 3211 nucleotides. The record is from RefSeq and is a predicted model, not a curated record. Lineage: Eukaryota; Metazoa; Chordata; Mammalia; Perissodactyla; Equidae.